CCUCGUUCAGUUCUGUUGCAUUCGACAACAACAAUUCACCACCGAACGUCUCUACACGCAAUUGCUACUCCCCAGCUAAUUAUGCGGACGCCGUACCCUCCAUAAACCCCUUUCCAACAAGACAUUCGUUUAUAUAUAUCCCACAAUGGCACCCCAAUCCCUCCACCUCACCCUAGCAAACCUGCUCAUCCCCGUCGCGAUCCUGACCUUCGCGGCGGGAUUCUUCCCCUACAAGCCAUUCAUGCCCGGGCUCGCGACGUUCGAGGAGCUGCGCUGGGACGACAAGUGGGAUUGGCAGCGCAGGGGGACGCCGGAGAGGAAGUUCGAUAGGCUGGUUUUCAUGGUGGUAGAUGCGCUGAGGAGUGAUUUCGUGUAUGGGAAUGGGAGUGGGAUGGAGUUUACGCAGAGCUUGAUCCGCGACGGCGCCGCCCUCCCCUUCACAGCGCACGCAACCUCCCCGACCAUAACGAUGCCCCGCGUCAAGGCCAUCACGACAGGCUCGAUCCCCUCGUUCCUCGACGUGAUCCUCAACUUCGCAGAAUCGGACACGACGUCGACGCUCGCGGCGCAGGAUACGUGGCUCGCGCAGCUGCGGGCGCAGGACGGCGGGAAGGGGAGGCUCGUCAUGUAUGGCGACGAUACGUGGUUGAAGCUUUUCCCCGGGUUCUUCGAGCGCCAGGAUGGGACGAGCAGUUUUUUUGUUUCGGAUUUCACUGAGGUGGAUAACAAUGUUACGAGGCAUGUUCCUGGCGAAUUGCUGAACACGGAUUGGAAUGCUAUGAUCAUGCAUUACCUAGGCCUGGAUCACAUCGGGCAUAAGACGGGGCCACUUGGACCCAACAUGAUACCCAAACAAGUCGAAAUGGACUCGAUAGUCCGCGACAUCUACACGGCCAUCGAGAACGAAGAACACCUCGAAAACACACUGUUCGUCCUGGCAGGCGACCACGGGAUGAACGAGGGCGGCAACCACGGCGGAUCGGCUCCGGGAGAGACGUCCCCCGCCCUCGUCUUCAUGUCGCCGAAGCUGAAGAAGAUCACCGAGUUCACGGAUCGCACGAGUCCUGCGGAGCCUAAGGGCGAGUUCGAGUAUUAUAAGAAGGUCGAGCAGAGCGAUAUCGCGCCCACGCUGGCGGGGUUGCUCGGGUUCCCGGUGCCGAGGAAUAAUCUCGGGGUGUUUAUUGAGGAGUUUUUGUUUCUUUGGGAUGAUGCUUCUGAUCGCAUUCAAUUGCUCCUACGAAAUGCGGAGCAGGUCAAGAAGAUCGUCGAAGCUACCUAUCCGAACUUGUACUUUGGCUAUGACCGUAAGGACUUUAAGACAGAUUGCGGACAGUCUCUUUCGGAUGGCGAGAAGUUGGCUUGCAAGUGGAGUGGCGUGGUAGAUAUCAUGGGGACCUUUGCUACGAUUCAUCCGAGAUUGAGGAUUAGCCAAUUGUACUGGUUCCUCCGCGCUGCUCAAGAGACCAUGAGCACCACUGCAUCAAACUACGACGUCUCCAAACUGGUCCUGGGUACCUCUAUAGCUUUUGCGGCGUUCAGUCUAGCCUUCUUCUCACUCAACCGCACUCGGCCUUUCUCAUUCACCGGGAUCUUCUUCACGCUUACUCUGCUGCUCUACGGCGUCCUCAUGUUCGCAUCCUCCUACGUCGAGGAAGAGCAGAACUUCUGGUACUGGAUGACAUCCGCCUGGUUCUUCUACCUGUUCAUGCAAGCCUCUCGCGAGGCCUGGCAGUCAUGGUUCAUCUUCCACCCCGCCAUCGUCCUCCUGUUCCUCCACCGCAUCACACGACGAUGGAACCAGACCGGGCAGAAGUUCGCCGGGGCACCGGACAUUGUGCACUCGUCACUGUUCCGAGGGAGCAGCAGUGUCGUGCUGUGGAGCUUGAUUGGCGCGUGCUACAUGGACAUCACAAUGCGUCUUGCGCGACACGUCGCCCGAUCAGUUGCUGGAAAAGACGACCCACCCGGCAAGGAUGGAAAAGUGGAAGAGACCAACGAGGGGGAGCGGCUCAUGGGAAUGAUGGCCGUCUUCCCCCUCGGCGCAACGGCAUUCGUGUUCAAGUUGGCAUUCACCGUGAACGACGCGCCCGAGUUGACCAGGGGAAUCGCACAUGGGAUGCUCUACUGGGCUGCGAGUCUCGAAUUGGUCGGUCUAGCGAGGAUGGUGUUUGGAGGUAUCGCUCUCGUCACGGGCUGGAUGGUACUCUAUGAGUGGCGAGCCUCGAGGGCACGAAUGAGUUCGGAGCAGGGCAAUGGCAAUCUUGCGGUCUCGCUCUUCGACCUAUUCACCCUAUUCCUCAUCACGCAGACCAAAGCAGAAAACAUCCCCCUCUACCUCAUCUUCCGCAUGCAAACCUUCCUCCUAUCAUUCCUCGACCUCUCCCCCACCGCCAUAUCCCUCACCAGCCUUCUCCUCGGGCAAACCACCUUCUUCGCCCUCGGAAACAGCAACGCCAUCUCCUCGAUCGACCUCUCCAACUCCUACAACGGCGUAUCAGGCUACAACGUCCUCGCCGUCGGCGCCCUGCUCUUCGCAUCCAACUGGGCGGGUCCUAUAUACUGGAGCCUCGUCGGCGUGCUCCUGCUCGGCAGCCACGGCCGCAAGCAGCGCCACAUCGCGACGGGAGAACUCGACGCGCGGGACUGGGUCGCCGUGGAGCGGGAGCACCUGAUCAAGCUUGCGGAGCGGGAGAAAGAGGGCGCGGAGCGGAGACAAGAUCCCGGGGCUUGGAGGCAGCAUGUUGGGUUGCUUACUUUGUUCAUCUCGGGGGCUACUGUGGCGGUCAUGUUGGCUUGCACGGUGCUGAGGCAGCAUUUGUUUAUUUGGACGGUGUUUAGUCCGAAGUACCUCUUCGCGAUGGCGUGGGGUGUAGGGCAUCAUUUGGGUGUUGAUGUCUUGCUGGGUGGGUGUUUGUGGUGGCUUGGGACGUGGUGAAUGUGAAUAUACUGUGCUGGUUACAGUGAUCUAUAG
This is a messenger RNA of Aaosphaeria arxii CBS 175.79, 2971 nucleotides long. Its product is annotated as GPI ethanolamine phosphate transferase 2. Gene Ontology annotation, cellular component: endoplasmic reticulum membrane. Lineage: Eukaryota; Fungi; Ascomycota; Dothideomycetes; Pleosporales. Gene Ontology annotation, biological process: GPI anchor biosynthetic process. The transcript has 8 exons. The record is from RefSeq and is a predicted model, not a curated record. Bases 146 to 2935 code for a protein of 929 amino acids.